Molecule: messenger RNA, 819 nt
Organism: Enterobius vermicularis (human pinworm)
Lineage: Eukaryota; Metazoa; Nematoda; Chromadorea; Rhabditida; Oxyuridae
Source: the annotation of a GenBank genome assembly
AUGUGGAUCAACCAUGGGGCGACAAAAUUUAUUUUCUAUCAGCAGACCGUGUCGAAGGAGGUGGAUGCACUUAUCAGGAUGUACGAACACGACAAGACCAUUGAGAUUGAAAGAGUACCGUGGGGCACAAUUCCAUUAUCCGAAAACACCACCGAAGAAGAAGACCCAAAUAAGGAAAUAUUUCGAGCAGAGCAAGUAAUGGUUUGGAAUGACUGCAUUCUUCGCUCAAGAGGAAAAACGGAAUAUCUUGCUUUAGCUGACUUUGACGAGCAUACCUACUUGAAAGCAACCAACCCAACAGAAAUUCGAUUUGACGAUCAUUACAAAUUUGAUGUGGAAAGUAAAGUUUACCCAAAAGGCCUUAUGAGUAAGGCGGUAGUUAUCCCAGAGCGAGUGGAGUCUCAAAUUGUGCAUGAGACUUUAAGAAUGGAAAAGCCAUUUAAGGAACACAUCGUUAACCCAAAAACCGCCAGGCUUUUGCACCUAAGGUUGCAACCUAUGAAGCACUCGAUGAGCGGUUUGUACAUCUCGACUACAGAAGUUGCAAAGUAUAUUCCAGCAUGGAGCCGAAGAUAUAAAAAAAUCUUGAAUGAUGAAAUCGAAAGAUUAAAAAAUUUAACUUCGCUUGCAGAGUUGACCUUAAAGACCAAGCGAUGGAAAAAUAAUGGUCAUGAGGUAAUGAAAGAAACAGACAGUUGUUUUGAAGCCCUCAGAAGUGAAGAAAAAGUUUGUCCAACGCAAUACAGGUGUCUUGCUCAUUUGCAAACGAUGAAAUACGACGAAUGGGUUAAUGGUGGAAGUAGCUGGGUCGCUUUGUGA